AUGGCAGCUAAUAAUUCAAAUCUCGAUCUUGUCUUUGCGAUGGAUUGCACUGGUUCAAUGGGUUCGUAUAUCAAAAGUGCAACAGACAACAUUCGUAUGAUUAUUGAUGAAAUUAUUGCCAAAGAGAAAGUCACUAUACGACUUGCUCUCGUCGAGUAUCGUGAUCAUCCUCCUCAAUUUUACAAAUACAGUGACAGAAAUGAAAGGAUGGCUGGCGCGCUUCGUGAGGCUUUCAGUCUUCCGUGGCGUUCCGAUGCGACUAAAAUCUGCAUUCUCAUAUCUGACGCACCACCUCAUGGUCUUGUCGCAGCCGGUGAUGGUUUUCCCAGUGGAUGUCCAGCUGAUCACGAUUCACUCAACAUUGCACGGAACAUGGUUGAAAGAAGCAUCACUCUCUACACUGUCGGUGUCGAACCACCUAUUGUACCUUAUCGUGAGUUUUUCAUGGCUAUUGCACACAUAACAGGUGGACAAUAUGUUCCAAUGGCAGAUGCAAAUAAACUAGCACAAAUGAUCAUUGGCGGCGUACGCGAGGAAAUAUCGCUUGAUCGAGUUAUGAAUAGUUCUAAGCGAGACAUUGCUCGGGAGGUGCAUAAAGCAGCUAGAGAUGGAGUUGACGACAAUGAAGCAGCCAAACGAUUACAAAAGAUCUUUUCCGAAAAGAACGUCGUUGUUAAUCGCAUGAGAAAUGAAGCUAGAACACCGUCAAAAGCCGCUGAAGAAUGCUACGCGAAAUGUACAGAUAUGUCCGACAUUCAACAACAAUACCAACAAUCGAUACCCACCGUUUCUCAUACUAAAGCAGCCGAAAUGGAUUAUAAAUUAGAAGAGAAUAAACCAGUCAGCUUCGAACAAGCGAAACGUAUUGUUCAAAAAGCAAAGAAUUGGGAUUACUCAUCAAUUGAUUUAAGUGAUGAUAAGACUUCAACUGGUAACUCUACUGCUGGAACACCAUGCAAGCAUGGGGCACGCUGCCGUGAUCGAAGCGACUAUCACUGA
Molecule: messenger RNA, 999 nt
Organism: Adineta ricciae
Lineage: Eukaryota; Metazoa; Rotifera; Eurotatoria; Adinetida; Adinetidae
Source: the annotation of a GenBank genome assembly